This is a messenger RNA of Amoebophrya sp. A120, 1820 nucleotides long. NCBI's taxonomy places the organism in Eukaryota, Dinophyceae, Syndiniales, Amoebophryaceae. The record is from the annotation of a GenBank genome assembly.
CGAAAGACAACUCAAGGCGGUGGUAUACUGUGCAGAUGAUAUGCAGUUAGUGCUAGAGAUGGUACCUCUACCGUGCAACAAGGACGUGAUAUGGCAUUCAAGACACCCGGCGUUCUAGCUGCAUCUUCGUCGCUGUUCAUCAAUGCCUAUCUCGACCGACAGCGACCCCGCGAUGGUGUCUGGAGCUUCUCGAACGGCCCAGAGCGACGGCGCAUCAAGAGCCGUGCUUUGGUUGUGUGCGAACAGCGGCAGAAACAGAUGGACUCGUCCUGGCGCAAGCAGGAUUCCGGACUCGAGCCGAAGCCGCGCGUCCUGUUCCUCGUACGUGCGGUUUGUCCAACCCACGCACAAUUGCGACGCAUGCUUCAAUGGCGCCAAGAUUGCAAGACAUGUACUGCACUAGAUGUUGACUUUGUGUGCAGCGUUGAUGUCACGCACAACCGGUUGUUUCGUGCGGCGCGAGCGGAGCGCUUGCGCGAGGAUCCGAUACAAGCAGAGUACUACAGACCAAAGCAAGCCGCGGCAGGCGGGUCAGGAAGUGAAAAACCAGCAGAAACUGCAAGUGAUGUGAAAAAGCAGAAUGGCGAGGAGAAGCCUCCUGUCGUGCUUCCUCCUCAGCAUCAACUGCAGGGAUUUCCCCAUCAAGAAAUCGCAAAAACCACAAAAGAUCAAGAGGAAAAAAGUGGUCAAGACUCCGAAGACGAAGAUCGAGAUUUCACUACCGACAUUCUUCCGAGCCACGCGCAGCUGCGGUGUGUGUUAGGGAAAGAUUUGCACGAGUACAACUGUAUCGACAUCGAAUUUGGGACCUCGUACGGCCACGGCUGGACUGAGAUGCGCCGGCACAUUCACGGGUUUCAGGGCACGGUUCCAGGACGCCGAGGCUGCUGUUCCUGGGCCUGGGGCAUGCACAACGAGUGCGUCCUAGACGCGAUUAGGUGGCGGGUGGGGGAGAAGGGCCGUGCGGGGAAGCUGGGUGGGGCGGUUCUGCCUGUUGCGCACCUCAGGGAUUUAGCAUCACCACGGACCUCCAACACGCAAGCUAAGUCUACCGCUAAUCCUGGUACACGACCAGUGGAAGGUCUUUCGUUCCAAGAAGCAGCUACCAAACGCAGCACCACCGAUCUGUCCGAAGCAGUACUCACGUAUUACGACCAGAUUUGGCUCUUCGAGGAGGACGUUGGCUGGUCGGGCGAAAACGUCGUGCGGGACUUGAUUGAAAAGUACUACGAAGACCCAUCGGAUUUGCUCACCGCGUGGUACGAAUACUACGAAGAGCAGACGCCGCCAAAGUGGUGCUGGCGCACCUCCCGGACCGCCGCGUUCACGCGCCGCACGGACGGUCUCCACCGCGGCCGGGCCUCGUCCUGCGAGCACGUGCAGCGCUUCAGCAAACGCUUUCUGCAGGAACUGGCGGAGUGGGCGGCCGCCGGGGCCGUCGCGUGGAGCGAGAUGAGUACGCCCACGGUGUGUCUGGCGGGCAUGGAAAGGAAAGAGAAACCGCUGCUGUGUGGUCUCUUCGGGCACGACACCGUUGGAGAGGUUUUCAGCUGGGACGGGCGGUUGUCCGAAGCCGCCUGGAAAAACGUGGUCGAACGCGACGCGAAAAAGGGCUCCGGGUAUGAUGGCAAGGGGAAAAUGUACCACGCGCUGAAGUGGUGAAAAAAACGACAACGUGCUAAUGCGAAAGUGAAAUAUGCGCGCAUAAAAAGUUGACAACCGGGAUGCGAUAUUUAUCACGGUUGUAAAAGAGCAACUCUGAGUAGUUUUCGCCUGAGGGGCAGUUACUAACUUCCUUGUCGGUCUUCACCAAACUGGAC